This is a messenger RNA of Maniola jurtina (meadow brown), 958 nucleotides long. RefSeq lists its product as uncharacterized. The record is from RefSeq and is a predicted model, not a curated record. Gene Ontology annotation, biological process: regulation of transcription by RNA polymerase II. The transcript has 4 exons. Gene Ontology annotation, molecular function: DNA binding. Lineage: Eukaryota; Metazoa; Arthropoda; Insecta; Lepidoptera; Nymphalidae. Bases 95 to 922 code for a protein of 275 amino acids. Gene Ontology annotation, cellular component: transcription regulator complex; nucleus.
GCCAUCUUGUCAGUCGCCCCACAGUUGCUAGUGUGAACGCACGUCAGUUUAAACGGAAAAUUUUACAAAAACAAAACAGUAUAACUAUCUGCAUAUGUACAUUAGAGCUAAAGGAGGAAAAUUAGACGAUUCGAUUCGAUUCAAUUGCACGCGACGCAAUUUGGCAUUUAAACAAGAAAGAACGGUUAAUUAUAGGGUGAUAAUAAUGGCUUCUGCUUAUCCCAAAAUCCCGUCAAGGGACGUAGAUAAACUAAUCAUUGCUGUGAAGGAUCGCCCGCCGUUGUACAGUAGGACUGAACGGUACGCGCCACAACACAGGCAAAAGAAGAGCGCACUGUGGCGGGAGGUGUGCCGGGAGCUAAAUACGGACUUCGACAACUUGCCGGGGACGGAAAAACUUGAAUACGAACGCGAAGUUUACAAGCGCUGGCGAGGUCUGAGGACUUGCUUCAGUCGGGAACUGUCUUUGCAGAGGAGGGAGAAACUCAGUGCAAAGGUCAAAAGGAGAAAGAGAUACGAGUACUUUGAAGCACUCAAUUUUUUGAUGCCAGAAUAUGAAAAUGAUUUAGAAGAAGAGACAAUGCACAUACUUAAUUUCGAAAGUGACGACGAAACAGCAGAGGUUGCCGAAUUCGACGAACCUAAAAGCGACGAAAUAACUUUUCAAGAGAUAAAAUCCGAGACCGAAAUAGAGAAUUAUUCCGAAACGGAUAUAUUUAUGGACUCAGAUCCUGUCCAAAUUGAACCUAAAAGAGAGCGAGAUAUGUUAGAUCUCACUAGAAGGGAGAAAAUAGAAGAGAGAGACAGCGACAAACUAUUUAUUAUGUCUCUCGUACCAAGCUUUAGAAGAAUAAAUCCUAAAAAGAAGUUGGCUGCGAAAAUAGAGUUGAUGAAAGUGUUGCAAAGAUUUCAAGACGAUUAAUUAGUAUGUAGUAAUAAAAGACAUUUUGGAAGUGUA